AUGAAGUGCCUGAUCGUUCUCGCUGCUCUGAUCGCCAUCGCGGCGUGCGCACCCCAGGGUGACAUCGAGGUCCGCAAGCUGGAUAUCGACCAUGCCGGUCUGGUGGACGGUUCGUACAGCUUCAGCUACGAUCAGUCGGACGAUCACAAGCGCGAAGAGUCGGCGGUGCUGAAGACGGUGAAGAACUUCGACAACGAGGAUGUGCCGGCGCUGGCCAUCACCGGCCAGUACGAGUUCACCGAUCCGGACGGCAAGCGCUACAUCGUCAAGUACACCGCCGACGAGAACGGUUUCAACCCGACCAUCACCGAGGCCUAA
This is a messenger RNA of Anopheles marshallii, 318 nucleotides long. Its product is annotated as flexible cuticle protein 12-like. The transcript is spliced from 2 exons. The record is from RefSeq and is a predicted model, not a curated record. Lineage: Eukaryota; Metazoa; Arthropoda; Insecta; Diptera; Culicidae. Gene Ontology annotation, cellular component: chitin-based extracellular matrix. Gene Ontology annotation, molecular function: structural constituent of chitin-based larval cuticle. The coding region runs from base 1 to 318 and encodes 105 amino acids.